AUGGCUGCUGACAUCUGGGUCCUUCUGUACCCAUGUCGAAGCGUCCUAUCGGGGGUCCCACAGCCCUGGCCCAUCAUACCACACCCUGCACAACAUGCCCACAGAUCCCACUUUCUUCCUCCUCCUCCACCUCCUCCUCACCUCCCUCUAUUCCACACCCGGCAUGCAGAAGAAAGCGCCGAGCGGCCUCAUCUGGUCACCAUUGUUCGCCCAUGUGGGCAAAGCACACUACGAAAGGUAACGGUACUGUUGAACCGCAGGGGUGUGGUGUCCUUUGAGCAACUGCUAUUGGAUAUCUCUGAGGCACUGGGAUUUCCUCGCUGGCACAGAGCCAGAGUCACACGCCUGUACACAACUCACGCACGAGAGGUUAAGGGUGUGUGUGAUUUCUUCCGAGGUGAGGUGGCCUUUCUAGCUCUCGGUAAGGCUCGUCCUGAGUUGAGCAGCGUGCAGGAAGCUUUGGAGGAAUUGUUCCCAGAAGAUUCACAUUACCGAUCGAGUGCAAUACGGGCCUGGGAGAGGAGACUAAGGCCACCACCAGAUAAAGCAGCUAAGGCUGACAGCGGAUACAGCGAGGGAGCCGACAGCAGCGGGACUAACCAAGAGACACACCAAGACACAAACACAAAUGUCAAGCGUCAUACUAAUACUCACACAUCUCAGCAUGUAGACACACACCAGGAUGAAAACUAUAAUUCUGACACUCAGAAGUCUCAUAAAAAGAAUUCAUGCAGAAAACCUGCUCACCCUCCCAACCACCUGCAGAGACUUAAUGUGAGAGAUGGGGUCAGACUACAUCAGCUUUCUGUGAUUGGUCCUUUUAAACAUGAAGACAUUCCAAGAGAUGCAGACAUACCAUCUCCUACACUGUGUGAAAACUGCUUAGCAAGAAGACUUAAACAUCAUGCUCCACCACUGAUCAGUAUGCUAUCAGCAAGGGUCCCACUUCCUCCUGUGCUAAAGAAGCAAAAAGGAAGUUCUCAUAUAGAGCAGGAGGCAAAAAAACUGGAUGUUUAUAACAGUCCUUCAUCUCCUCGACCGAUCUGCAGAGAUGAGGAGAAGAGCUGCAUUCAAAUGCAACUUUUAAGUGCAGCUCCAGAUGUCAGUGCAGCUCACAAAGACUCACAGGAGACAGAAACAUCUGACCUGCCCUCUGAUGGUAGAGAUGUCACCCUGGCAGACAUCGAGCAAUGCUACGAAUUUGGACGUGUGGUCGGAGACGGGAAUUUUGCAGUGGUGCGAGAGUGCCGCCGUCGUGACAAUGGCCAAACCCUCGCCAUCAAGAUCGUUGAGCGCGCCAAACUGAUAGGGCGAGAGCACAUGAUGCAGAACGAGCUGAGUCUCCUGGGAAGUCUGCAUCACCCUCGCAUAGUGAGGCUUUUUGCACACCACCACACAAACACUCACUCCUACCUGGUGAUGGAGCUGGUGAGUGGAGGGGAUCUGUUUGAGGCCAUCAGUGACAGGGGGAAGUUUUCAGAGGUGGAGGCAGGACCGAUGGUGUCAGAUGUGAGCGAAGCUCUGAAUUACAUCCAUUGCAAGAGCAUCGUCCACAGAGACCUCAAGCCAGAGAACCUCCUGAUUGAGCAAGUUGCUGCUGGCAUCUGUAGGCUGAAGCUGGGAGACUUUGGUCUUGCUAUGGUAGUGACUGAACCAGUCUUCACCAUAUGUGGCACACCCACAUAUGUAGCUCCAGAGAUCCUCUGUGAGACAGGUUAUGGUAUAGCAGUGGACGUAUGGGCUCUGGGUGUGAUUCUUUAUAUCCUGCUGUGUGGCUUCCCCCCGUUUCGCAGUCGAGAUCGGGACCAGGUAGAACUGUUCCAGCUAAUAAAACAAGCACAGCUUAAUUUCCCAUCCCCCUACUGGGAUCCCAUAUCAGAGGAAGUGAGAGGCCUCAUCCGAGCUCUUCUUCAGCCAGACCCCACUGUGAGGCUGACAGCACAACAGACCCAUCUGCAUCCGUGGGUGAAAGCAAUGGCUUCAACUUGCAAGCAGAGGGCGCUCACAGACAAAACUCCAAGAGAGAUGGUAGCUACUGGAGCAAAACCAGAAACAGUCCAGAAACUGGCUAAAACAAAUGCAACAGAAUCACUGACAGAAAAAACAACAAAACAUGCUGGCAGCGAGGGAGAAAUCACGGCGAGGAAGCUCGGCAGACAUGAUGAGAGACAAACUGCAAUGAGUGCUGGAAGAGGAGAGGAUGAGAACAAACCACCAGAGCAACAACCAGAGGAGACAAGAUAUAUCAUAUCCCCGCAGGACAGAGAGCACACACCUUUAGAGGCCACACCUGUUCAGCAUGAACCAGAGGUCGCCUCUGCAGAUAGGCGAGAAACACAAGGUCCAGGUCCCAAGCUGCUAAACGCUGAAUUCGAUCAGCUCGACUCCCCCACAGCUGCCCAAACUGAGCUUUUACCCCAAGUUAAGAUACAAGCAAAUCAGAACAGCCAGCAGUCACUUCCAGGUUCUACACAUCCAACCAGGGCAUCCCCCAACCCAACCCAACUCCCUCUUCUCCAUCAACAGAACUUAACUUCUCCACUACAAGACCAUAACAAACCAGACAAUCACACCACCAUCACCCACCCUCCCACACUGUCCUGAUGUCACUGUCAAUCUCCCAUUUGCGUGAUGAGAUCAAGGUCAUUAAUUUCAUUGUUCCGGACAAUACCACUGAUUUCUUGGCAGCUGAAUCCUUCAGUGACCUGCAGAUGAAGUGAUUUUUUACUCUCUGGGGAUGAAUAGGGUCAAAUUAAUGAGGCUGGAUACAUCUCAUAAAUGUGUGUAAUCCAUUUAUCCUGCAAUCAGACACUAAUCAUGGUGUUGUGUAAUGACCAAGGUACUGUCUGUGUAGUACUGUGAGAGGAGGAUGGGAAGGGAGACAGUGAAGCACUGUUUCUUAUUUUUUAUGUGGUAGUGUGUUAAAAAAUACAUUUUUAGUCAGUUUCUUUUAGGGGGGGGUUUGUAGUUGUUGUUUUCUGCAAACUAUGUUUAACAUUGAAACUAAAGUAUCACAUAUGCCACUGGUUUUGGUAGCUAUUUUUAACUGUUAUACUCCUAGAGGUCUGUUUUGGAAUCAUUUA
This is a messenger RNA of Archocentrus centrarchus (flier cichlid), 3083 nucleotides long. RefSeq names its product doublecortin-like kinase 3 (gene dclk3). Gene Ontology annotation, biological process: protein phosphorylation; intracellular signal transduction. The coding region runs from base 1 to 2604 and encodes 867 amino acids. Lineage: Eukaryota; Metazoa; Chordata; Actinopteri; Cichliformes; Cichlidae. The transcript is spliced from 7 exons. The record is from RefSeq and is a predicted model, not a curated record. Gene Ontology annotation, molecular function: protein kinase activity; ATP binding.